AUGUCUUCACCCCAAAACCAAUACGGCGCCUAUGUGCCAUCUAGAGUGGCGGCAAUUAUUGGAUCGGUUAUUUUUCUGAUUCUAGCAGCCCUUCACUUGUGGAGGAUUCUCGCGUCUCGCAAAUGGUUUGGUUUUGCUAUUGUCGUUGGUGGACUUUUCGAAGUCAUAGGUCUUGCAGCACGAGCCUACGCUAACAAUCACGUCUCCGAAAGGACCCCCUUCAUCAUCCAAAUUCUCCUCAUUCUCCUGGCACCCAUUCUCUUCGCCGCUGCCGUCUACAUGUUCCUGGGCCGGUUGAUCCGCGCAUCAGGCCAGCCCAAGCUCUCAUUUAUUCGCAUCAACUGGCUGACCAAGAUCUUCGUGGCCGGGGACAUCUUAUGUUUCUUGAUCCAGGCCGCUGGGGCAUCGAAACUGGUCAACGCAAAGACACCAAGCGAUCUGUCCACGGCCCAAAACAUCAUUCUCACCGGUCUCGGACUCCAAGUGUUCUUCUUCUUCAUCUUUGCCCUUUGCGCCGUCAUCUUCCAUCUUCGCAUCUCCUCAUCCCAAUAUGCCAAGCUUGUGGACCCGACGUUGCGCCUGGGCGUGAUGCUUGCGUCGCUCUAUAUCUGCAGUGCUCUGAUCACGGUCCGAAAUAUCUAUCGUCUGGUCGAGUACAAGAGUGGAAGCAAGGGCUACCUUCAGGAACAUGAAUGGCCUACUUAUGGGCUGGAUGUUAUUCUCAUGGGGGUUAUUAUGGUUAUCACUUUGUUUUGGUAUUCCGCUAACACCGACGGCUCGCAAGAUGAAGGAGGGAGUUUAUACCCAUUGGUGCCACAGGAUGACCGUGUAUGA
Molecule: messenger RNA, 834 nt
Organism: Aspergillus ochraceoroseus IBT 24754
Lineage: Eukaryota; Fungi; Ascomycota; Eurotiomycetes; Eurotiales; Aspergillaceae
Product: RTA1 domain-containing protein
Exons: 2
Coding region: 1-834 (277 amino acids)
Cellular component (GO): membrane
Source: RefSeq, a predicted model, not a curated record